GCACAAACAUACAGGAAGUCAAGACAUUUUGCAGUAUAAAGACCAGGCAGGAUGCCAGUUGAAGAGAAGGAUGAUACUUGGGUUGAACAUGAUGAGCAAUCUUUGGAAAAAGAACAAGAAAAAGCAGCCCGUAUAAUCCAGAGGGCAUGGAGAAAGUACAUUGAUGUUCGUGUAUUUAACUACUACAAACAACUCAUUAAUUUUAGAAGAAACGGUGAUCCGCAGUUCCUGCUUAAAUGUGUCAAUCCUCGGGAGGCUGCUCUUUUGGACAGUGCUGCAGGAGUUCACAUCAGAUUCCGCUUAGGAGGAGCCAAAUUUCCUCCAAACAUAUAUUAUAAGAUUUAUACCCACAGGCCUAUUGUUGACUUGUGUGCCAGCAGUCCCAAAGAUUAUACUAAGCCUGAAGUGAAACAGCCAUUGCCGAGGCAAAUCCACCACCAUGGAGAGAUCCCAAAGGAUGACUGCAGUGGCUGGUACAAGCGUGUAGAGAACAAUGGAUGGAGGCUUCUUACUAACAAGUUUUGGGAAUAUGCUGAUCCAAUAGCUGUUGAGUCAAGUACAAAGUCAACAGAUUUCCAUUUUUCUAAGCUUCAAAGGAAACAGAUGGUUGAAAAAAGAAGAAAACAGAAAAAAAUUGAAUGGAUGAAAAAGAUGUAUUUAGAGGGUGCUUUGCAAACCAAAACAGAUGACCCUAAUGCCACAGUUUUAGUCCAGAGAGCUGCAGAAGGAUUUUUGCAUUCUGUGGAUGAUCACGGGAUGGACUCAGUGAUGGAAUGGGAAGUCGAUGAAUUGUUAGCAUGGACGAAUGCACUUGACUUUGAAGAGUACCUGGAUAGAUGGAAGGAAGUGGCAACAAGUAACUCCUCAGCAAUUGCAGGUGCAAGGUUCAUUAUAUCACAAUAUGACCAAUAUGAGUUUACAAAAAUGAUGCCAGAAACCAGCCAGGAUAAUUUUACCAGAGGAGCAACAAACUCUCAGCAGUCCAAGGAAAGCCAGAUAGAAAUGACAAGAAUAACCAACUCACCUGUUUUUAAGUGUAUACCUCACUGAACCAGUCUUUUUCUAUUAUUAGACCAAUAUAAUUAUAUGUUCAAGUCAAGCAGAGUGCAUUUCAAUAUUUAGUUACCUCUGAGGUAUUUCUGUAUUUAAAAAAAUCUAAAAGCUGUACCAUAGUUACCGCCAAUUUAUUUAUGUUUUCUUAACAUGGUGUUAAUGUCAAAUAUUAGUUGUUAAAGGGCUCAGGGUUCUUAUUUAGACAAAAAGGUAUUAGCAAAGCUGUUAUAAUAGUUAACAAACUGUGUAUACUUAAUACUAUAGUCUAAAUGUGGAUUUAUUAAAUACAUAUGGCAACUAAGCUGUUUAAAGUGUUUGGGAUCUAAUAUCUGUUGAGAAGGAAUGAAGUUCAGAACUGGGAAGUGGAAGCUUAGCUUUAUUCCAUGUGCAUUACACAUAUUUUAUACUUCAUUGUUCAGUCAACCCCUGCAGUGCAUCUUUAUUUUGGUAUGCAGAUGAUCACCUUCCAUUCUCUGCUUUUGUUCUUUUUUUUUAUUUCUCCAAGUUUUUUGGGUUGGUAAUACCAUGAUGGAAAUAGAGGCCAUUCCUAAGUCAUAGUAUGAAUAAAGUUAAUGAAAUUAGUAUUGUUUUAGUCUUUGGAUGUCAUCCAGAAGUGUUCUUCGUAACACCCACAAUGCAUCU
Messenger RNA from Protopterus annectens (West African lungfish), 1695 nucleotides. RefSeq names its product chromosome chr5.part0 C11orf65 homolog (gene CCHR5.PART0H11orf65). Lineage: Eukaryota; Metazoa; Chordata; Ceratodontiformes; Protopteridae. The record is from RefSeq and is a predicted model, not a curated record. Bases 52 to 1050 code for a protein of 332 amino acids. The transcript has 9 exons.